Messenger RNA from Haliotis rufescens (red abalone), 1164 nucleotides. Its product is annotated as vegetative cell wall protein gp1-like. The record is from RefSeq and is a predicted model, not a curated record. The transcript has a single exon. Bases 1 to 1164 code for a protein of 387 amino acids. NCBI's taxonomy places the organism in Eukaryota, Metazoa, Mollusca, Gastropoda, Lepetellida, Haliotidae.
AUGCUCUCCCUGUCCCCCACACCACCAGCCCCACCAAACUCCCCCUGUCCCCCAAACCACCAGCCACACCAAGCUGUCCUCCUGUCCCCCACACCACCAGCCACACCAAGCUGUCCCCCUGUCCCCCACACCACCAGCCACACCAAGCUGUCCCCCUGCCCCCAUACCAUCAGCCACACCAAGCUGUCCCCCUGUCCCCCACACCACCAGCCACACCAAGCUGUCCCCCUGCCCCCAUACCAUCAGCCACACCAAGCUCUCCCCCUGUCCCCCACACCACCAGCCACACCAAGCUCUCCCCCUGUCCCCCACACCACCAGCCACACCAAGCUGUCCCCCUGUCCCCCACACCAAUUUCCCCCCACUGUCGCCCACACCCCCAGCCACACCAAGCUGUCACCCACACCACCAGCCACACCAGGCACACCAAGCUCUCCCCCUGUCCCCCACACCACCAGCCACACCAAGCUGUCCCCCCUGUCCCCCACACCACCAGCCACACCAAGCUCUCCCCCUGUCCCCAACACCACCAGCCACACCAGCCACACCAAGCUGCCCCCCACACCACCAGCCACACCAAGCUGUCCCCCUGUCCCCCACACCACCAGCCACACCAAGCUGUCCCCUGUCCCCCACACCACCAGCCACACCAAGCUGUCCCCUGUCCCCCACACCACCAGCCACACCAAGCUGUCCCCCUGUCCCCCACACCACCAGCCACACCAAGCUGUCCCCUGUCCCCCACACCACCAGCCACACCAAGCUGUCCCCCUGUCCCCCACACCACCAGCCACACCAAGCUGUCCCCUGUCCCCCACACCACCAGCCACACCGAGCUGUCCCCCUGCCCCCACACCACCAGCCACACCAAGCUGUCCCCCUGCCCCCACACCACCAGCCACACCAAGCUCUCCCCCUGUCCCCCACACCAAGCUCUCCCCGUCCCCCACACCACCAGCCACACCAAGCUCUCCCCCUGCCCCCCACACCACCAGCCACACCAAGCUCUCCCCCUGCUCCCACACCACCAGCCACACCAAGCUCUCAGCCUGUCCCCCACACCAAGCUCUCCCCCUGCUCCCACACCACCAGCCACACCAAGCUCCCCCUGUCCCCCACACAACCAGCCACACCAAGCUCUCCCCCUGUCGCCCACAUCCCUAG